Vigna angularis (adzuki bean) is the source of this 744-nucleotide messenger RNA. RefSeq lists its product as uncharacterized. The transcript is spliced from 2 exons. Bases 1 to 744 code for a protein of 247 amino acids. The record is from RefSeq and is a predicted model, not a curated record. Lineage: Eukaryota; Viridiplantae; Streptophyta; Magnoliopsida; Fabales; Fabaceae.
AUGGAUACCACACAGGGCAAGCAUUCAGAAGCUGCCACGUAUCCAGAUCCAGCCCUCUGCCAAACCGGCUACCGCGCCUAUUCCGCUGCCUUCUCUUCUUCACGCGCGAGGCCGACACACUCUCCUUCUGUCUACCGCGAAAAGCCCUCCGCCAAACCAGCCACCGCGCCUCUUCCGCGCCACUGCUUCGUCAACUCCAGCCACCGUGCCACUGCUUCUCCGAUCCUGUCUGCUCUCUCCGACACCGGCAACCCAGGGAGGGGUUCGUCUUCAUCGCACGUCCAAACCUCCACUCGAUUGGCAGCCGCGAGCCACCGGAGCCGUCGCCAAUCGAGGCGAAAUCUCUCAUCCUCCGUCGUUCGUCGCAGGCGGGAAGUUCUCUCCCUUCUCCCUCCGUAUGUCUCCCCCACCUCCACAAAUUCCAAACUCAUUCAUCACUCCACAUACAAAUACUUCAUCACCUCCGUUCACCCAAACCCCAAACUCACAGAGCACCUUCAUAGCCACCAAUCAAAGUUGCAAAUCAAAUUGAGAACCUGUGCCGUUCCCGCGCCCUCGAGGCCUUCCAUCUCGAUCCCUCCUGGCGGGGCAUCAACGUCCAACCCCACUCUGGUUCUCCGGCCAACUUCGCCGCCUACACUGCACUGCUCCAGCCCCACGACCGCAUCAUGGGUUUGGAUCUCCCCUCCGGCGGCCACCUCACCCACGGCUACUACACUUUCGGUGGGAAGAAGAUAUGUCUAG